Ctenopharyngodon idella (grass carp) is the source of this 2244-nucleotide messenger RNA. It is a transcript of the gene rab15, whose product is annotated as RAB15, member RAS oncogene family. Gene Ontology annotation, biological process: Rab protein signal transduction. Gene Ontology annotation, molecular function: GTP binding; GTPase activity. The coding region runs from base 515 to 1153 and encodes 212 amino acids. Lineage: Eukaryota; Metazoa; Chordata; Actinopteri; Cypriniformes; Xenocyprididae. The record is from RefSeq and is a predicted model, not a curated record. The transcript is spliced from 7 exons.
GCAUCGCUAAUUAUAACAAGCCCCAUGCAUAUUUACGCCUUUGACGUGGUCAAUAUGUUUUUGUUUGCCAACAGAAAAACGGAUUCACUAUGAAUUUAUGACGGCCUAAACGCUUAAAUUUCAGAUUUAAUGUUAUGCCCCAAUUUUAUAUUUUUACAAUAUUUAUAUUAGGUUAAAUGUAUUUUAUGAGCGUAUUCUUGAUAUAUAUAAAAUUAAUCUAGGUAAAUAUCAGUAUCAAAUACAUGAUGUGUGCCCGUUAUCUCCACCCAUUUCCUGAGGUGUGAAGGAUGUCGGCGAAACGUACAGGGAGCAUACAGUAGCCCACCGCACCCACCACAUCAGCGUUGCUGACUGAUUUCUGCUCACAUCGACUAUUGCUUUAUCUUCACAGUCACUCGGGGAAUCGGCACGUAAGCACGGACCGGUCGAUGGAAAAAGCGAGAAGAUGAUACUUUGAAGAGGGUGGACAUGGAAACCCGACGCUGAGUUCCUUUAAUUGUGACCAUAAGACACCAUGGCCAAACAGUAUGAUGUGCUGUUUAGACUCCUGCUUCUCGGAGACUCCGGUGUCGGCAAAACCUGUUUAUUAUGCAGAUUCACGGACAAUGAAUUUCAUCCCUCUCACAUUUCCACAAUCGGUGUUGAUUUCAAAAUGAAGACCUUAGAAAUUGAUGGCAUUAAAGUACGAAUACAAAUAUGGGACACAGCAGGUCAGGAGAGAUAUCAGACCAUCACUAAGCAGUACUACAGAAGAGCACAGGGCAUUUUUCUGGUGUAUGACAUCACAAGUGAGCGCUCGUUCCAGCACAUCAUGAAGUGGGCCAGUGAUGUAGAUGAGUACGCCCCUGAGAAGGUGCAGAAGAUACUUGUUGGGAACAAGUCUGAUGAAGAACAGAAGAGACAAGUAGCUACAGAACAGGGAGAUAAGCUUGCCAAGGCUUAUGGAAUGGACUUUUUUGAGACAAGUGCCUUUACCAACCACAACAUUACAGAGUCUUUCACCCGAUUGGCUGAAUUAGUCCUACAAGCCAAUAAGAAGGAUCUUGAUUUGUUGGGAGGAUCCAUGAAUGAUGAGUUCAAUCUGGCUGUUUUGGAGGAGCAGGAAGGGUUGUGUAAUGUUAGCGAUGACACCCGUAAGUCCUGCUGGUGCUGAGGACAGGAAGUGACAUUUUUCAGUUGAUUUCCAUAUUUAUGUUGCAUUUUACAAUUUGAUUUUUUUUUUUUUUUUUUUUUUUUUUUUUUAGUUAAAAACGGCACUUCAGUGCAACUGUACAUUAUUUAUUCAAGCCACACAUUCAGAGUCACUCUCAAGUUAUCUUAUAUAUAUAUAAGAAAAAGUUGAUUUAAGUGUGAGACGUCAUUGACGGGAUUUAUUUAACAUGGUUGUAUGGCUGGAACGCCCAUGUUAACAUGUAAUAUUUGUUCUUGUGUUAUGCUAUGGGACUUCAUGUGAAUAUUUCCAGAUCUGAUUUGGCUUUCUCUAAAAUUCUCUAAAACCUAGAAUGUUUCUACUUGACCUUCAUUGAAUGCUCUUUCAAGGUAAUAAAUUUAUUCUCAAGUGAUUAAUUGAUGAAGCUAGAGUUUCUCAUGUCAGUGUAAUAAUAUAAGCUUCUUUUCUGUAAAUGCAUAGUAAAAAAUAUUGUCACUAAUUAUGCUGCUUACCAAUUUUGGUCCACUGUGAUUGCAAAUGAAAGCAAGGGUUUUUAUCUCAUUAAUCUGAGGUUAUUGUGCUAAAAUAUUAUCAUUUAAUAUGGUAUUUAUACCAAUAUUACAUCAAGCACUUUUGUUAUCAAUGAUCACUAUUUAGCUGAUUAGAAUAGUUGGAAUGUUUAAGAACUUUUACUCUAAAGGAUUCUGGUUUAACUUUCAUCACAGCACGCCAAACAAUAAUCAACGUCUCACCCAUUCCAACUUGUAUGAAAUUUAUGCAGAAUGAUACGUUGUGAUUCCCAGCAUUAAUGCUGGUGUGCAUCACUGCAAUGACAUGGGUUGUAUUGCUAAUGAUUCAAUGUAUAUUACACUAUUGCAGCAUUUAUAUGUGCAAGUGGUAUUGUACUAUGUUGAUUUAAAUGAACUCUUAUAAUGCUGAUAUGUUAACCUGUGUUAUCUGAGAACUUGUUUCAUGAAAUAUGUCCAUAAACAAUUAGAGAGAUUUAAAUACGUAUGUGGUUAUUUAUUAAACUGUAAUAUUGUGAUUCUGUUUAGAGGGUCAAAUAUUUACGAAUAAACAUUUAAUUAUGAAAA